AUGGGCUCUAGAGUGGAAAUACUGAACGAAGGUGGCUUUCGUUCGGACGGCAGAAGACAAUACGAACUACGCGAGGUCACGAUUGAUUUAUCGCAGCAGGGACAGGCAGAUGGUGCGGCCGUCAUCACGCAUGGCCUUACUCGUGUCAUGGUCUCUGUAUUUGGCCCCCGCGAGGCAAAGUCGCGGUCCCAGACGAUACACGAUCGCGCCAACAUAAAUGUCGAAGUUGCAAUUUCCCCCUUCAGUGCCGGCGAACGCAGAAAGCGGUCUCGAGGUGAUAAGCGGAUUCUCGAAAUGGCCGCAACCAUAAAAUCAACGUUUGAGCCUGUUGUGCAAACAACAUUGUACCCUCGAUCUCAGAUCGACGUCUUCGUCCAGGUUCUGCAACAAGACGGUGGGCUCCUGCAAGGGUGUAUCAAUGCAACAACCUUGGCUCUCGUCAACGCAGGCAUCCCUCUGCUCGAUUUCGUUUGUGCCGUGUCUGGAGGCGUGUACUCAACAUCACCCAUGCUUGACCUUACAUUGCUCGAGGAAAACGAUCUGCCAAAUCUGACCGUCGCAGUCAUGCCAAAAACGGGGAAAUCCACGCUUGUCACAAUGGAGACACGAUUACACGUCGAUCGUUUCGAAGAGAUAUUCAAACUGGUAUGCUCUGCAAGUCAUGCCCUUCACCAGGAAAUGAAGGAUGCAGUUCGCGUCCGGACGACGUCUCUAGUGACCGCCAUGGGCACAACUCAGAGCAAUGUAGGGGGAGACACGAUGAUGGAUGAAUCAUGA
This is a messenger RNA of Pleurotus ostreatus (oyster mushroom), 777 nucleotides long. RefSeq names its product Exosome non-catalytic core component (gene SKI6). Gene Ontology annotation, cellular component: cytoplasmic exosome (RNase complex); nuclear exosome (RNase complex); nucleolus. The record is from RefSeq and is a predicted model, not a curated record. The transcript is spliced from 3 exons. The coding region runs from base 1 to 777 and encodes 258 amino acids. Lineage: Eukaryota; Fungi; Basidiomycota; Agaricomycetes; Agaricales; Pleurotaceae. Gene Ontology annotation, biological process: nuclear mRNA surveillance; poly(A)-dependent snoRNA 3'-end processing; rRNA catabolic process.